Messenger RNA from Solenopsis invicta (red fire ant), 2823 nucleotides. Its product is annotated as E3 ubiquitin-protein ligase MARCHF8. Bases 1532 to 2449 code for a protein of 305 amino acids. Gene Ontology annotation, biological process: protein polyubiquitination; antigen processing and presentation of peptide antigen via MHC class II; immune response. Gene Ontology annotation, cellular component: cytoplasm; late endosome membrane; lysosome. The record is from RefSeq and is a predicted model, not a curated record. The transcript is spliced from 6 exons. Lineage: Eukaryota; Metazoa; Arthropoda; Insecta; Hymenoptera; Formicidae. Gene Ontology annotation, molecular function: zinc ion binding; MHC protein binding; ubiquitin protein ligase activity.
UCCCAAUCUCCGCGCGCAAAGCGCGGGCUCGCCGAAUAGUCUGCGCUAUAAAUAGCAAACAUAUGGAAAUUUCGCGAAUAGACUUCUUAAUUCGAGAUAAACAGUAUCUAGAGAUAGGUAAGACAUUAUCGCGACUGGACGGAGCGAGUAAUUGAAAAUUUUGGCGCAUUUAUCGACGAUAAAAGUACGACGAAUAUGUAUCGUCAUGGGCUCGCGUGAAAUUGCCAAAGGUGAGAUUUCCCCACAAAUUUGAAUUUUGUUGAUUGUUAUUAUACCACGUCAAUUUGUGAGGGAGAAUAUAUAUAUAUAUACAUAUACUGUAGCUCUUUAUAUUACUUUAUUCAAAAAUUCUUUUAAGCUUUUAAUCCUUCCAAAAAAUUCCUGCUAUUAGAGCCAACUCCGUUUAGCUUAAUCAACCAAUUAAAUCUAAGAAUAGCCAAAUGGAAAGCUUUAAAAUCAAAUCGUUUUAUUUUCCUCGCCUACAAUUAUAAUUUAUUUUUAUAAAUGAUAAUACUUAAAAUUAAUAAUUAAAAUGAUUAAAAAGUUGGGUCAGGGAUGAUCAAUUUGAGUUGUGCAGUUAACUAUCGUGAAAUUUAAUCGGAGAGAGUGAGAUCGGUUCAUUUAAUAAGCAAAGUAAAAUAUUUGGAGGAGCCCGCGGCCGGAAAUUUGAAAUCCCGCGCUAUUAUUGGAGCGACGUUAUCCGGCAGCGCUCACGGUGGCCGGCAUUGGCUGGGCACGUCCAAGGCCGCGCCUACGUCACGUCAUGGCUGGUGAUGGCGGCGUAGCAGACGAACGGGACGGUGUAUACGCGCAGCAGCCUGUCUCGGUGCGGGUGGUAGGAUUAUCCGCGCGCGCGCGCUGCUGCGAUGUGGACGGCGCACAGUUUUGUCGUCUCGCGAGUUGUUGCGGCGAGUGUCAGCAGCGCGUCUCCACGCCCGCGACGACGGUAUUAUCGCGAUUAAAUCACUCUGUUCCGCUCGCUCUCGCCUGCCUGCCUGCCUGUCUGCUGCACGACGCACGCACGUACACGCGCGCGCGCGCGCGCGGGCGCACACGCGGAAUCGCAGGGAGAGAUACACCGGAGUCCUCCCGUGGUGUGUCGUGUCAUUGACUCAGGGCGAAGUGUCAAAAUCAGCCCGUGCCCGUUUUCCGCUGCCGCCCCCUCCCCGCGUCACGUCCGCGAGUAAUAUUAAAACACGAUCCGCGAAUAAUUUCCACCGCCCGGCGAUCCCCGUCACUUGCUGGCUGACUGGCUGGCUGGCUGGUGAGAGAGAGAAAGAGAGAGAGAGAGAAAGAAAGACGCGAUCGAGCGAAAGCAUAACACAGCGAAGCGGACAACCACGGAUGGACAACAACAGCGUGUAUGCUAUACACAUUUUGAUGUUAAAGGCUGAAUAAUGCCUGAAAAAUACAAAUGAGCGUAUAAUACUGCGAUCGGCAUCGAGACACUACCAAAAACAAUAGCCAUGUAUCCAAGAUACAUUUAAUCAAAUUUAAUUGUGAUUAAUAUAUUUGGCGAGGUUGGAGAGUAAUGCCGGUUCAUCAGAUCAAUGUUAAUCCGCCUGAUUGGCAACCACCCUUGUCAAUCGGUCCUUCCAAUAAUACGAGUCCCGCCGGUGGAGAAGCUCUAUCGGAAUGGAUACCGCAGAAUUUUGCUUAUGGGACAGUAGUUACUAUUAUACCAGAUGAUUGCCACUCAUCUGUAAGCACAUUAUCUUCGACCAACCACGAUAUUUGCAGGAUCUGCCAUUGUGAGGGUGAGGAAGGCGCCCCUUUGUUAGCGCCUUGCUACUGCAGCGGCAGUCUGCGCUACGUACAUCAGGCUUGCCUUCAACAAUGGAUAAAAGCCUCGGACACGCGCGCCUGCGAAUUGUGCAAGUUCACGUUCAUCAUGCACGCCAAGACAAAACCGUUCUGCGAGUGGGAGAAGCUCGAGAUGUCCGCGCUGGAGGUGCGAAAAUUAUGGUGCGCAGUCGCUUUUCACGCCGUGGCUGCGCUCUGCGUGGCAUGGUCGUUAUACGUACUCGUUGAACGUUCCGUGGAGGAAGCUCGACGCGGAUUCGUCGACUGGUCCUUCUGGACUAAGCUGAUAGUCGUCGUGAUCGGUUCCACCGGCGGACUAGUUUUUAUGUAUAUUCAAUGCAAAGCGUAUAUUACAUUAUGCAGAAAGUGGCGAGCAUUUAAUAGGGUGAUAUUUAUUCAAAAUGCUCCCGAGAAAGUGGUGCUUCCUCCCUCACCCACGGACUCUCUAAGAGAAGUUACCCUACCCCUGAAGGACCCAACUGCCUCGAUGGCCGAGCUCAAUCGCACUCUGUUACCCCGUACCAUAGAUCCUCCAUGUGCCUCGCAAAUGGCGAAGCCCGACUCUGCCGCGCCACCGCAAAGGCACGAUGCUCAACUGAAACUUUACGUAUUCGACAAAUUGUCCUCGUCCGAGGACAAUCUAUAAUACUUCAGAGAGAAAGAGAGAGGACGAAAAAGAUGGAAACGAUCGUCAAAAAUUAUUACACGCGUCUGGAAUGGUGAUUAGCUAAAUUUCUCGAUCGUGAUUCAUGGGAUAAAGUAACGUGUCCCAGAUAACGGAACCGGAUGAUUUUUCGACUACGAUUUCGUAACUCAGAGCGGAAUUGUCCUUGCCGAAGUCGUCAGAUAUCCGCCCUCAUGCAGCACCUUUUUUUUCCGAAACUUAGUACUUCAGUGCUUACAGUGUUGACAAGUGAGAUAGAGACGGAAGUGUACAGCCCGAGAAUGCUGGCGCUUUCUUAUGUACAUAAUUAUUGUAUCUGUGAUGUUAUUAAAUAAACUUUACCAUAUUUAAACGAC